This is a messenger RNA of Talaromyces atroroseus, 1233 nucleotides long. RefSeq lists its product as hypothetical. The record is from RefSeq and is a predicted model, not a curated record. The transcript is spliced from 3 exons. Gene Ontology annotation, molecular function: ATP binding; protein serine/threonine kinase activity. Gene Ontology annotation, cellular component: Golgi apparatus; cytoplasm. The coding region runs from base 1 to 1233 and encodes 410 amino acids. NCBI's taxonomy places the organism in Eukaryota, Fungi, Ascomycota, Eurotiomycetes, Eurotiales, Trichocomaceae. Gene Ontology annotation, biological process: protein phosphorylation; vacuolar protein processing; regulation of vacuole fusion, non-autophagic.
AUGGCACAGUACUUCUUCGAUCUUCUCUACAACUUCACCGAUUGUCUCUGCUGCUUUCCCAGCUCCCCGCAGCUGAAGAUCAACAACCGCAGUUUUAAGCUGCUGCGGCUGCUGGGUGAGGACAAAAGCACCUCGGAGCUGUUCGCGUUGAAGAAAAUACGAUGUCCCUUCGGCCAAGAGUCCGUGUCGCAAGCGCUCAAAGAGGUCGAGGCCUACAGUCUUUUCGCGCCGCAUCGCAAUGUCAUCCGCUCGUUCGAUCACUGCGUCGUGAACGAAUCCGGGUCCAAGUUCCGGGGAACCGGGGAUGACUCGAGCUCUAAAACAGUCUAUAUUCUCCUCCCCUAUUACCAGCGAGGCAACUUACAAGAUGCAAUCAACGCCAAUCUCGUCAACCACACCACAUUCCCGGAGAAAGAACUGAUGACGCUGAUGCUGGGCGUUGCCAAAGCUCUGAAGGCGAUGCACCAGUAUAAGGUCAAAAGCGGGUCUGCCGCUUCUCGUCAAGCCAAAAAUGUGCGGCGAGAAGGAGAGCAGGCAGACGAGGAGCUGGCGAGAAAGGUCGGCAAGCCAAAGCGGAGGAAUACACAUGGGGUUGAUGACGAUGUCGAGCAAGAGCCGUUGAUGGACGAUGAAGUCACUCGCAGUCAGGAAGGCGUUGCUGAAGGAGAAUACCGGCCCUAUGCUCAUAGAGAUAUCAAACCUGGCAAUAUCAUGAUUGAUGACGACGGCAGGACACCGAUUCUGAUGGAUCUGGGCUCGUUGGCUCCAAGCCCCAUCGCAAUCACAUCGCGGUCACUCGCUUUGGCGGUGCAAGACACCGCAGCAGAGCACAGCACCAUGCCGUAUCGCGCCCCGGAAUUAUUCGACGUCAAGACUGGCUCCAUUAUUGACACCAAAGUCGAUAUCUGGUCUCUUGGCUGUACUCUUUAUGCCUGCUUAGUUGGUAAGAGUCCAUUUGAAGCCCGAAGCGAGGAGACGGGAGGCAGCCUGAGCAUGUGCGUUCUAGGAGGCGACUGGCGAUUCCCCGAUGAAAACUCUAGUAGCGCCAAAGGGAAAGGCAAGUCCACGCCGGACGCUGCAUCUGGAUCGUCGUCUCUGACCAGUGAGGGCGGGAUCAGUCAGUCCGUCAAGGAAAUUGUCAGGAAAUGCUUGCAAGUCGAGCCUGCUGAUCGGCCGGAUGUCGAUGAGCUUAUCCAGCUGAUCUCAGACACGAUCAAAUCUCUGCCUGAGUGA